Apaloderma vittatum (bar-tailed trogon) is the source of this 884-nucleotide messenger RNA. RefSeq names its product DNA-directed RNA polymerase II subunit RPB1-like. The transcript has 2 exons. The annotation marks the transcript as partial. Lineage: Eukaryota; Metazoa; Chordata; Aves; Trogoniformes; Trogonidae. The record is from RefSeq and is a predicted model, not a curated record.
AUGUCGGAAUUUGACCCCGAAAUCUCAGAAUUUGACCCUGAAAUGGUGGAUUUUAGCCCUAAAAUCUCAAAAAUUGCUCCCGAAAUGGUGAAGUUUGAUCACAAAAUGUUGGAAUUUGGCUCCAAAAAGGCAGAAUUUGCCCCCAAAAUGUUAGAAAUCAGCCAAAAAUCAGAAUUUGCCCCCAAAGUGGUGGAAUUUGCCCCUGAAACGUCAGAAUUUGGCUCUAAAAUGUCAGAAUUUGACCUUAAAAGGGUGGAAUUUGGCCCUAAAAUGUCAAAGCUUAAUCCCAAAAUGUCAGGAUUUGGCCCUAAAGUUUCAAAAUUUGAUCCCAAAAGGUCGGAAUUCGGCCCCAAAAGGCCGGAAUUUGCCCCCAAAACGUCAGAACUUGAACCCAAAAUGCCAGAAAUCAACCAGAAUUUGGAAUUUGACCCCAAAAUGGUGGAAUUUGACCCCGAAAUGGUGGAAUUUGCCCCGGAAACCCGCAAAAGGCCGGAAUUUGGCCUUAAAAUGUCAAAAUUUGAUCCCGAAAUGUCGGAAUUUGUUCCCAAAACGUCGGAAUUUGUUCCCAAAACGUCAGAAUUUGGCCCUAAAAAGCCGGGAUUUCGCCCUAAAAAGUCAAAAUUUGAUCCCGAAACGUCAGAAUUUGAUCCCAAAAUGUCAGAAUUCGGCCCCGAAACGCCAGAAAUCAGCCAAAAUUUGGAAUUUGACCCCGAAACGGUGGAAUUUUCCCCCAAAGUGGUGGAAUUUGCCCCCAAAAUGGUGGAAUUUUCCCCCGAAAUGGCGGAAUUUGACCCCGAAACGGUGGAAUUUUCCCCGGAAAUGCCGGAAUUUGACCCCGAAACGGUGGAAUUUGCCCCCGAAACGGCGGAAUUUUCCCCGGAAAU